GGAAUGCGCCAUCACGGUUAAUGCUCGUCCCGUGCACAGACCUCUAGUCGUCCCUUGGUCUGCCAAGAUUUCGUGUUUCGGCUUAUCGAUAGCACCAAUAAUUGCAUCUUGCUGUUCCGUGAGAAAGCUACGACGGUUUGGGUAGACGCUCAUAUUACGAACACCGCCACCCUGGCUUCACUCCCCUACCGCUUCAAAGCCGGCGGCAGUCACAACCCAACCAUGUCCAUCGGCGACCACCACCACCGCUCCACCACCAAAACCCCCGCCAAACCCUUCAAAUCCCGCCACACCACCAAGUCCGCCCUCAAAGACCGCGCAAAGGGUAAAGUCGAGAGGCUCGAGCGAGGAGUAAGGAAGACGCCGCAUCAGCAAGUCAUGAGUAAGCUCGACCGGCGCAAUCAUGCCAAGCAGCUACGGCAGAACAAGAUUGGGGAGAGGCGGGAAGAGAGCAGCGUUUUCGCGGGUAGAGACGGUGCGCCGAGGAUUGUGGCGGUUGUACCGCUUUGUAACGACGUGGAAGUGCAAGGGGUCGUGAGGGAGUUGUGCCAGAGCGUGGAGGGAGAGCGGCAGGCGGGGAGUGAGAGAGUAGAGGUGACGAGGUUUAAGACGAGGGUGCAGUAUCUGACUCCAGCGAGGGAGUUGUUUGCGGUGAUGGAUGCCUGUCGAGUUGCGGACUUUGUGUUGUUUGUACUGAGUGCGGAGGAGGAGGUGGAUGAGGUGGGCGAGCAGAUGUUGAGGUGUGUGGAGUCGCAAGGCAUUUCUACAGUAUUGGCGGGCGUGUACGGUUUGGACAAAGUUGAGCCGGCUAAGAAGCGACCAGAUGUUGCUAAGAGCCUGAAGAGCUAUAUCACCCACUUCUUCGCCAGCAUGGAGAAGGUCCACGAUCUCGGCAGUCGCCAGGAUUGCAGCAACCUUAUGCGCAGUCUAUGUACCACGACGCCGAAAGGUAUCAGCUGGAGGGAGGACAGAAGUUGGAUGCUCCUAGACGAUGUGCGGUGGGAAGGUCGAGGACCGGUAGUGACCGGUGUCGUUCGUGGUCGAGGCUUGAAAGCAGAUCGUCUAGUGCAGGUGGGCGAAUGGGGCGACUUUCAAAUAGACAAGAUCACCGCUGCUCCGCUCGAGCAACGGAGUAACAAGCGGCUGAAGACGGUCGACAUGGUGGUCGAUGCUCCCGAGACCGACGAGGGGAAGGUUCUUGAGCUGCCGGGCGAGGAUCAGGACGAUCUGGCGGAGCUGGCGCCGGAAGAAGUCGCGAUGGACGAUGCAAUGACCGUGCCCACGGUUUCGCUCGCUGCAUCUGACCGAAGGCAUGUAUUACUCGACGACCAUCAGUACUUCGAUGAGGAGGACGAGGACGAACUAGCCACGCCGCAGCGGUUACCGAAGGGCACGAGCAAGUACCAAGCUGCAUGGUACCUCGGUGACAUCUCCGAUUCUGGGUCGGACAUGGAGGAUGUGGACACGGAGAUAAACGGUGACAUGGACCCCAUGGACGAAGCCGACCCUGUCAACGGCCAUCACGACGAGAUGCCUAUGCAUGAACCUACCGAAAUUGGUGAGCCAUCAGAAUACCCUCAAAGCGAAGCCUUUCCGGACGCGGCACCGGAGAACGAGAUGGAGCAGAUUGCCGCCUACCGCAAACGAAGGCAUGACGAAGCCGCCGAAGACUUGGAGUUUCCGGAUGAGAUCGAGCUGCAUCCUAAUAUCGACGCUCGCGAACGGCUCGCGAGAUAUCGAGGCCUCAAGAGCAUACGCACAAGUACCUGGGAUGCAGAGGAAGAUAAAAUGUACCAGCCUGAUGACUGGAGCAGAUUACUGGAAAUUGCCGAUUACAAGUCUGCCAAGAUCCGCGUUAUGAAAGAGUCACUGACCGGCGGCGUCAAGCCAGGAACACGGGUACACAUCUACUUGCGCCUCCCACAUUCCAUGUCACCCGAGGGGCUCCGAGCCCUGCCGAAGCCGACAUUUCUUUUCUCCCUCCUCCGUCACGAGCACAAACACACAGCCGUCAACACCUCCAUCUCGCUGUCUUCAGACUUCGGCAGGCCGCUGAAGAGUAAGGAAGAGCUCAUCCUGCAAUGCGGACCGAGAAGACUGCUCAUCAAUCCACUCUACAGCCAAGCGGGCAAUACGCCCAACAACGUGCACAAAUUCGAGCGGUAUCUGCAUCCUGGGCGCACAGCGGUGGCAUCUUUCAUCGGACCAGUGAUGUGGGGCAGCAUGCCGUGCCUGUACUUUCGGCGCACAUCACCCAUCACCUUGUCCGAAGACCCAGUCGAGGACCUCGCCCAAUCACUACACCAAAAGCCCAAGCUCGAGCUCAUCGCAACGGGCACAAGCAUGGCACCGUCCACCCAACGCAUCAUCACGAAACGGAUUCUGUUGACUGGCCACCCCUACAAGAUCCACAAACGCCUCGUUACAGUGCGCUACAUGUUCUUCUCGGCCGAGAAUGUGGAGUAUUUCAAGGCGUUGCAACUCUUUACGAAGCGAGGUAAGAGUGGCUUCAUCAAAGAAGCUCUGGGCACGCAUGGUUAUUUCAAGGCGGAAUUUGAUGGUAAGAUCAACCCACUGGAUAGUGUGGCUGUGAGUCUCUACAAAAGGGUGUGGCCGAGAGGUGCCAGAAAGUGGGUGCCGGGACUGGAAGAGGCCGGGGAACGAGAGGAGGCGCCGAUGCUUGUGGAAGGGACAAUACAGGAAAGUGCAGCUUAAGAUCUCUGCAUCGAGUAUGA
Molecule: messenger RNA, 2735 nt
Organism: Baudoinia panamericana UAMH 10762
Lineage: Eukaryota; Fungi; Ascomycota; Dothideomycetes; Mycosphaerellales; Teratosphaeriaceae
Exons: 1
Coding region: 223-2715 (830 amino acids)
Biological process (GO): maturation of SSU-rRNA from tricistronic rRNA transcript (SSU-rRNA, 5.8S rRNA, LSU-rRNA); ribosome biogenesis; endonucleolytic cleavage of tricistronic rRNA transcript (SSU-rRNA, 5.8S rRNA, LSU-rRNA)
Cellular component (GO): preribosome, small subunit precursor; nucleus
Molecular function (GO): GTP binding; GTPase activity; U3 snoRNA binding
Source: RefSeq, a predicted model, not a curated record